Molecule: messenger RNA, 1793 nt
Organism: Pichia membranifaciens NRRL Y-2026
Lineage: Eukaryota; Fungi; Ascomycota; Pichiomycetes; Pichiales; Pichiaceae
Exons: 1
Coding region: 341-1678 (445 amino acids)
Molecular function (GO): NADP binding; glutamate-5-semialdehyde dehydrogenase (NADP+) activity
Source: RefSeq, a predicted model, not a curated record
GCGCGAGCCGACGAUCACGCGCUGUGGCGCAGCAGCGUGUUUUUGCGGCCGUGACCACGGCAGGCGCCGUGGCGUUGGAGUCUAGGCAUAAAAUCCGGGGCGGCAGCAGAGAGAUGCUUACGUAACGGGUUUGCCUCCUCCCCAUGGGGGAGCGACGCGUCGCUGGAACGACGACGGAUGACUCAAUCCUCCCGAGGGGUCGACCUAUCAUGAAUUUUUCAGAUCAGCAUCACCAACUGGCUCCAUCUGCACGUUCACGUUCUGUUCAAGCUAGCACUGCUGGCCCUGCAGACACCGCCAGCUACCCCGCCGCCUACCUUCCACCCACCCACCUACCACCAUGGCUGAGGAAAUCGCAAGAAACGCUCAUUUGGCGUCCACCGUACUGAAGACGCUCUCGGACAAACAGCGGUCCGACGCCCUACACAGCAUCAGAGAUGCUCUGCUGCACUCCAAGGACAGCAUCCUCGCCGCCAACAGAAAAGACAUGCAGAACGCCGUAGACAACAACCUCUCUUCGUCUCUCAUCAAGCGGCUCGACCUCUCCACCAACGGCAAGUUCGACGCCAUGUGCGACGGCAUCAUCGAUGUGGCCAAGUUGGAAGACCCUUUAAACAAGGUGACCCUUGCCACACAGCUCGACGACGGCCUAGACCUCUACAGGCUCACUUGCCCUGUUGGCGUCCUGCUCAUCAUAUUUGAGAGUCGGCCUGAGGUCAUCGCCAAUAUCUCCGCCUUGGCCAUCAAGUCCGGCAACGCUGCAAUUCUCAAGGGAGGCAAGGAGUCCCUCAACACCUUCCAGGCAAUGUCCAGCGUCAUCAACGACGUCCUGCAGAACAAAACAGACGUUCCGGACAACAGCAUCCAGCUCAUCAGCACCAGAGGAGAGGUCGCAGACCUUCUCAAACAGGACUCCUACAUCGACUUGGUCAUCCCAAGAGGUUCCAAUGCCCUCGUGAAAAACAUCAAGGAAAACACAAAGAUCCCAGUUUUGGGCCAUGCCGACGGCAUCUGCUCCAUCUACCUCGACAAAGACUUGGACGUGUCAAAGGCAUGCAAGAUCGUCGUCGAUUCCAAAACAAAUUACCCUGCAGGCUGUAACGCCGUCGAAACCUUGCUUAUCGAUAAACAUCUCGACAAAUCCUUGGAAACACAGAUCUUGAAAAGCCUGCUUGACGCGAAGGUCACCCUCCAUAUUUCCCCAGAUCUCCUUUCACAGAUUGAUGAGUCCUUGCUAAAGGAAUACGUUGAUCAGAUUACCCCGGCUUCUGAAGAUGACUUCCGCAAGGAGUUCCUCUCGUUCGACAUAGCAGUCAAAGCCGUCGAAAACGUACAAGACGCUGUCCUCCAUAUCAAUGCUCACUCUUCCAAACACACGGACGCCAUCAUAACAGAAAACGACAAGACUGCAGACGUUUUUUUGAAGGGAAUAGAUUCCUCUGGCGUCUACUGGAACUGCUCCACAAGGUUUGCAGACGGUUUCAGAUACGGUUUCGGUACAGAGGUCGGCAUCUCCACAAACAAAAUACACAGCCGUGGUCCCGUCGGUCUCGAAGGCUUGGUCUGCUACUACUACCAGAUGAGGGGUUCCGGACAGGUCGUCGGUGACUACCUCGGAGGAGGUGGCACCCGUGUCUUCAAGCACAAGUCCUUGGAUCCUAGUAGUGUAAUACUUUAAUCUUCCAACAUAUCUUUCCCUCUUUGCCAGGGACAGACACCUUAAUAAUACUUUUUGUAAUAAUUUGGCGCGAGCUCAGCAAUAAUUAAUAAUAAUACCAGAUUUUGGGGCAGGA